This is a messenger RNA of Physella acuta, 1042 nucleotides long. RefSeq names its product mediator of RNA polymerase II transcription subunit 8-B. Gene Ontology annotation, biological process: regulation of transcription by RNA polymerase II. Gene Ontology annotation, molecular function: transcription coregulator activity; RNA polymerase II cis-regulatory region sequence-specific DNA binding. Lineage: Eukaryota; Metazoa; Mollusca; Gastropoda; Physidae. The record is from RefSeq and is a predicted model, not a curated record. Gene Ontology annotation, cellular component: core mediator complex; mediator complex.
GGCAGCCUUGGGCAGAUGAUAAGGCUUUUGUUCGGAACGUUAAAAGUUAAAAGUAGAGUUUAAUUUUAAUUAGAUCCAGAACCUAGAUCUCCUAGAAUCUAGCGUCAAGGCCUAGAAUCUAGAUCUAUUCUAGAAUCUAGAUCUGCAGGCAUGCAAGCCCCACAGUCUAAAGAAGAGAAACAGCUUGAUGCUUCAUUGGAUGAUCUUAUUCAUCGUGUUAGAGAACUAAAGCAAAGUAUACAAGGCUUCAUCUACAAACUUGAAAAUGAUUAUCAAAACAUUUCAUGGCCAAAUAUGAUGGAACAUUUUGGUGUCUUAUCAUCUGGUUUAAGCACUACAAAGAGACUGUUAAAAGCAGAAAAAAUGCCACUGUUGAGAAAUUAUGUUUUGUUUCCUAUUUUACUUUCACCUGACAGAGAUCCACAUUUGGAGAAACUUACAGAAGGUCGUGUUCUUGCAUUCAAUCAUGAAGUUGUACCUGACUACUUGAGGACCAAGCCAGAGCCAGAGGUUGAGGAGAAAGUACAGCUGUUGAGUGUCAAAGCUUCUUCUAUAACACCAGAAGUAGCACAGAAAAAGCAUGGAAUUCAGAUAAAAAAACAACUUACAGCAUUGAAUAAAAUAACAAGCAACAUUCUAGAUAUAAUAAAUGCUUCAAGUGAUGAGUGGGAAAAAGAUUCUAGUCAGAAAAAUGCUCCUCCACAAACCUCAUCUGCACAAGAUACAGCAUUUUUAAUCGGUAUGAUAACAAAGGGAACUAAUCUACGUCUAGAUAACUCAGGAAAAAUGCAACAAGGACCACCUAUGGGACAAAUGCAAAGUCAACAACAGCAGCAGCAACAGCAAAUGCAACCACAAAAACCUAUGAUGCCUGGAUCUGGCAUAGGAAGGGCUCCCAGUGCAAUCAAGACCAAUAUCAAAGCUGCUAUCACACCCCACCCCUACCAGAGACCUUAGAAAUUCAUUAUGAAUGAAUAUUUUGUAUAUACCAAUUGUAGUUUGCUAUUAAAUAUAUUAACACUGUUUGGGUCUUUUUUGUUUC